GGAAAGUAAGUGUCAUGUGUUAUUAACAAUAUAUUUGAGAAUAUAUCUGUGAGUUUAUGGUUUGACAGUUUAUUAGGCUCCUCGUGUGGCUCUAUCUUUCUCCAGAAGCCCUGUCCUCACUCUUCUCUUCGCCCGGCUUCUCUGAGGGCACGUUUGUUGUUUCUCGGAAGUGACGAAACCAAAGUACAGAUGGCGGCUCACAGUUUGCUCCCGGAUAUGUACUGAAACGAAUUUGAUGGCAUCUUAUUGGACUUUUUGCAUACUUUGCCAUUUGUCUGAGGUCUCGAGAUUAACAUCGAACCUGUCGAGUACAGGAGUCGUCAAUCCGAGGAGGGAUCAUUUGUUGUAGAGCUGUCUAGAUCCAGAGCUAGCUGCCUUGCCAAUGAAAUCCAAGUCCAGUUAGCCCUUGAUCGCAGAGGCUGGUUUGAGUGCGUGGCUACACGCUUUAAGACGUUUGACAUUUUAGCAGUUUUGUGACACUGGCUGGUCCAGGUGCAGCAGAGUCUCUGGAUUCUGUAGUUUGGUUAGCCUCGCUCGCGGGACUUUAAAAGCAAAGAAGCGGCGGGAAGUGGUUAGCCGACCUGAUUAGCUGUAGCCGUAGUUCCAGCUCUUCUGAAGUCAUUGGUCUCUAGUGGAGAGUGUGAAUCUCUUCUAUGGUUCACCGUUGCGCCGUUCAUCGACUGUCAGCAUGUUGAAGACUCGUCAGUGUUUACUCGGGAUUCGCACCUUCCUUGGAGUGACGUCUAGAAUAUGGAGUUUCAUUUUAUACAUCCUCAGGAAACAUCUACGAACGAUAAUCCAGUACCAAACAGUGCGUUAUGACACAUUACCUCUCUCCCCUAUUUCCAGAAACAGACUCAAUGCGGUGAAGAGGAAGAUAUUGGUGUUGGAUCUGGAUGAGACUUUGAUUCACUCUCACCAUGAUGGCGUCCUUAGACCUACAGUGAGGCCUGGUACACCGCCAGACUUUAUCCUCAAGUUUUCACCCUCAGACAAUGCAAUACCUAUAAAGUCGUGGUUCAGUGACCCAAGCGACACAGCACUUCUUAACCUGCUCCCAAUGUUGGAUGCAUUGAGGUUUACCUCAGAUGUUCGCUCCGUCCUCAGUCGAAAUCUCCACCAGCAUCGGCUUUGGUGAUCGUAUCUUUCAGGGCCAGUCUCUCUUCUGGUCACAGUCUGGUUUUUACAUGGCUCUGCCCGCUAAGUGUUAGCCUCUCCUGUGCUGGAACUGUCAGCCUCUCGUCAUUGUGAGCUCCCAUUAGUCAUAUGGACUCCUCUGAGGAAAUGCUAUGAGAAGACAUGGGAGGACAGAAAGGAGAAGACACGUGAUGAAGAAGCGAUUGCAAAUAAACUCAAGACAAAUGGAGAGGCCAGCAUUUUCUUCUUGUAUUUUUUUCCUUAAAAAUGGAAACUCUGCCUUACAGUUGUUGGAUUCAACAUGUGCAUGAUGGAGUGUUUCUGAGUGAAUGGGGGAGAAAGCUUCUGAUUCCAAUUUUGAAAUGGAUCAGUGAACGGGUUGUAACUACCAGUCACUUCAUAAGCACUUAUUCCCACUUCCUCAAUGACUGUGUUUGUCUUUUUAGUUUCGUAUGACCUUAGCACAAAUGGUCACAUGGUCUUUUAUAUCCCACUCAUUCUCUCGCUAAGAUUCUGUCCUUCCUCUCCUUUUUUUUCUGUCUGCCAUCUCGGGUAUCUCGGCCUGUUCUCUAUGUUAAGAGCUGAGAGCCGUUAAUACUGUUGUACUAAUAGUAUGCUGUGGAAGAGAUAACUACGAUCAGCAGGAGAGAAAACUACAGUCCAUUAUUACAGCUUAUGGUAUUAAUUUUCUGUGUAUUUUUUAAAUGGCUCAUAUGUGAAACCUCUGGUUAAAUCAGAGAGGUUUUCGAAGACACAUUUUUAGAUGCUCUUCGAUAGGAAUACAUCAGCCACUGAGAGUGACACUGAGCAACAAGGACUCUGCUAUAACAGAAGAAUAAAAUAGAGCCUUUUGUCAACAACUGAAAUGA
This is a messenger RNA of Sinocyclocheilus rhinocerous, 2006 nucleotides long. Its product is annotated as CTD nuclear envelope phosphatase 1A-like. Lineage: Eukaryota; Metazoa; Chordata; Actinopteri; Cypriniformes; Cyprinidae. The transcript is spliced from 5 exons. The record is from RefSeq and is a predicted model, not a curated record. The coding region runs from base 689 to 1138 and encodes 149 amino acids.